This is a messenger RNA of Pseudovirgaria hyperparasitica, 1053 nucleotides long. RefSeq lists its product as uncharacterized. The record is from RefSeq and is a predicted model, not a curated record. NCBI's taxonomy places the organism in Eukaryota, Fungi, Ascomycota, Dothideomycetes, Acrospermales, Acrospermaceae. Gene Ontology annotation, molecular function: histone acetyltransferase activity. Bases 1 to 1053 code for a protein of 350 amino acids. The transcript has 2 exons. Gene Ontology annotation, biological process: regulation of DNA-templated transcription.
AUGGAACUUCUAAGCAAAACUGAUGGCCAACAAUCACAUUCACCUGUAAGGAAAACCUCUGGGCGGCCUGCGACCGAGCCCGUCCAGCCAAACAUCUUCAAUGUGGUGCUAGGAAAUGUGCAGAUCAAGCCGUGGUUUCCAUCGUUCUAUCCUGAAGAGCUUGUUACCCCUCCAACCGAGCGACUGCUCGUAUGCCAAUGGUGCUUUAAAUACUCUAAGGAAAUCUUUCCGUACUUGACACAUACGAAGGUAUGCCCACUUCGCAACGGACCUCCACCCGGCACCAAAAUAUACAGCAAAGGACGAUAUACAUUGCACGAGCUCGAUGGGGAAGUUGACAAGCUAUACGCUCAGAAUCUAUCACUCUUUGCAAAGCUCUUUCUCGAUACCAAAUCUGUGUUUUACGAUGUGACGACCUUCUUAUACUAUCUUCUAAUCAUGGAGACUCCGUCUAGCGACGGAAAUGGCACAAGCCCUCAGGUUGUCGGAUUCUUUAGCAAAGAAAAAAUGAGCUGGGAUAAUAACAACUUGGCCUGUAUACUGGUUUUCCCACCAUGGCAACGGCAAGGUCUAGGGCAAGUUCUUAUGAGCGUAAGCUAUGAAUUGAGCAAACGGGAAGGCAGGCUGGGUGGUCCAGAGAAACGUAUGCUAUACCUUUAUCUUGGGCGCUAUGCCGUGCACUUACUAAAACUACUCGCAGCUCUCUCGACUCUCGGACGUCUUGCGUAUACGAAUUUCUGGGCGCAGACAUUGGCUCGCGUUAUGCUCGCGCGGCACGUACCUACACCACAAUCACACCAAAAGAACCCACCUACAACAGUUCGAGAACUUAGUGAUAUAACAUAUAUAGUUCCAGAGGACAUCGUGACGACUCUUCAGAGUAUGAACUUACUGGAUCACAAAAAACGUGCCGGGAAAGAACAAGCUGUCAUAGACAAAGUCAAAGUCAGAGCUUGGGCCGAGCAAAACGGAUUUAAAGCAGAGGCUCCUAUUGAUCUAACAGGUUUCAUCGAUACUGGUCGAGAAACAGCGAUUCCGAGUGUAGAGGAUUGA